CGUGAUGUCAAGUGUCACAUGAUGCUACACGGAAGCAGCAAACCUCUGUUGUCUCGUUAAUGGUUGUGUGCUGUGUAUUUUACCUUUGAACGGCUGUUUUUAGUCGGAACGACGGCGGUAAAAUCAGUAUAAAAAAGUAUUUUAACUGGUAACAAAAGUCGACAUGGUUGUUUCGGAGCUGGAAGAAUCUUCUCUGUCACUGGACGAAAAGCUGCUCCGUUUCAUGGAGCAGCUCGAGUUACUGGAGGAGAAACGAGCCAUUCUCAACUCUCUCAUAGAGCAGGGAUGGUUUUCCAUAUCCAAGGCUCGAUAUUCCAUGGGAAACAAACAGGUUUCUGCUCUACAGUAUGCGAGUGAGAUAGAACCACUGGUCUGUGUCCAUACAAGAACACUGGACAAUGGUGAGUUGAAGUUCUCCACAGAAAAGGUUAAACAAAAAAGCACUCAUGAUGUUGGAAAAGAUGCAAGGUCAGUAGAGGAUAUUGGACCUCAAGAGGAAGGUGUCAGGAGAAGAAUCAAACCAAAAAAGGAUAUCGCAGAGAAAGAGGCAGGUGAAGAGGCAAGUAGUGAGAAAGCUCCUGCAGUAACGCCAUUAAGUAAAAGUGAGCAGAGUCCCCAGCAAGAUCCACUGAAAUGGUUUGGGAUUCUGGUGCCACAGUCUCUUAAACAAGCACAGUCGUCAUUCAAGCAAGUAAUUGAGCUGUCAUCUGAGAUUGCAUCCCUUCAGACUGCAGUGCUGAAAACCAGGCAGGAGCUGAAGCACAGCAUGAAAGACAAACGCGUUCUGCAGGAGAAAGCUUCAGCAGCUCAUUUGGAGAAGAUAGCGGACUAAACCACUCUGCUGAGUUAGUGGAGAUAAGUGAGUCAUUAGGAAGAGCCUGUGGCCACAGAGAGUGACAGGAAACAGCAGGUAAGGCUUCAGGGCCAACUAAACUCAACAGAGAUUCUCCCGGUCGGAUUUUGAAGUGGAUAUUACAGAUUUAGCAGUUUCUUUUUAAUGAUUAAUUGAUAAUAAAAUAUUUUUUGAUUUUCUGCCAUUUUGACUGUGUCACUGUCUAACCAUGUGGCUUGUGUGAGACCAACGUGUUUGUCAGUGCUCUCUUAGUCUCUUGUUCAGUAAAAUAUGUGUUGUAUACUGUAAAUAGUAAUAAAUAUAAACAGAACCACUACCA
This is a messenger RNA of Scatophagus argus, 1172 nucleotides long. It is a transcript of the gene vma22, whose product is annotated as coiled-coil domain containing 115. Gene Ontology annotation, cellular component: extrinsic component of endoplasmic reticulum membrane. NCBI's taxonomy places the organism in Eukaryota, Metazoa, Chordata, Actinopteri, Scatophagidae. Gene Ontology annotation, biological process: vacuolar proton-transporting V-type ATPase complex assembly. Bases 164 to 832 code for a protein of 222 amino acids. The record is from RefSeq and is a predicted model, not a curated record. The transcript has 5 exons.